AUGCCUCCAGACAGUCUGAGAUCAGCUGUGUACAGAUCCUUUGUCACUUGUGAUGAUCCCAAAGGUGUUGUGGAAUGUACGACAAUCAGAAAAUCACAAAUGGAAAAAAAUGUGUAUUGUUCAUCAGACAAGGAAAAAGGAAGAGAAACAGUCAGCAAAGAUAAUCACACAUCUUCGUUCCAGCUAAUGGAGCUGUCCAGAGAAGCUCAAAAUCUGAACCAAGUGAUCCACUCAUGGUCUAAGGGUAUGACCAUAGAAAGACAUUCGAAUGAUAUCAUCGCUAAAGAUUUGUUGAAAGGAGCCCUUGAUUUACAGGAAUCACUUGUGAUGCUAGGGAAGCUGCAACAAGCUUCACAACAUAUGGCAAAGUUGAAGAAGAAGAAGCAGAAAGAUACGCCUCAACUUGAUGGAAUACCCAUUCAAAGAACCAAGUCUGAAAGGAUUUCAGAACACAGGCUUGAGUUUCAAAAACCAAGAUUUUCUGUUGAUGGGGAUUGUUUUGAUGAGCUUAGGGAAGUCAUAAGAGAUAACUUUGCUAGACAAAAUCUGCUGCAACCAAAUUGUGCUUCACAAAAGUCUCGGUUUCAAACAAGUGAAAAGGCAUCUGUUGAUACAAGGAACAUGAUUAUAUCAUCACAUGUCCCAUCCACUAGUUCAAGCCAGUCCUCCAUUGUUCAAUCCCAACAAGUGACCGCUUUUGAUUAUUCCCUGCCUCAGGAGAAGCCAGACGGGCCAAAUUUAAUUGCCAGACUGAUGGGUCUUGAAGAAAUUCCUAGAAAGCCCCAGCACCAAACUACCCAGAAGCACUAUGAGAAGAACAGGGUUGUCAAGCAGACCAGACCUAUAUUUGAAAUAGAUUUGCCAAAAGCAAAGAAGCCAACAUUCAUCAGUCACAAGGUGGAUCCAAAAAGAAAAACAUUGGAUGAAAUAAUUGAAACCAUGCAUUUUAAGGGGCUUUUGAGAAGCAAGUCUACACAUAAAUCUAAUAGUGUUUCAGGUUUGAUAAAUAAGUUUGUUGAUUCUCCACCCAUUGUGAUCAUGAAGCCUCUAUAUUCACAGGGUGAAAUGUUUCCUGCCUGUAACCAUGAACAAAAUCCAUCUGGCUCUAGAAACAAAUGGGAAGAAAGUUCAUCUGAUGAUCAGAAGGGAGCAUCGAAUUUCACCAUAUAUAGGAAAAUGCAGACAGGAAAAGAUCAUAAUAAUAGAUACAGCAAAGAAAAAUGGCGCAAGGAUCAUGGUGAAGCACCUUCAAAAUCAAAGACUCUUCAAGUUUUGAUUCAGCCUAAAACAAAGAUUAUAGCUUCUUCUGCUGGAAAGUAUCGUGGUGAAGCAACUGCAAAAUCAAAGACUUUUGAUGUUCUGAGUCAAGAAAAACAGCCUAAUACAAAGAUUAGAGCUUCUUCUCGGGGCAAGGAUCUUGGUGAAGCACCUUCAAACUCAAAGAUUCUUAGAGUUCUUCUGCAAGAAAAACAUCCUAAUGCAAAGAUCAAAGCUUCUUCUCCUGGCAAGUAUAGUGGUGAAGCAACUGCAAAUUCAAUGACUGUUAAAGUUUUCAUUCAGGAAAAACAGCCUAAUACAAGGACUAGAGCUUCUUCUCCUGGAAAGACCGGGAAACCAAAGAAAGAAGCAAUUGGAAAAAGAGAGGACGGGACUCGACGAGUAGCUCCUGCUAUCAGAAACUCUAAAGAAAUGAAAAAUGCCAAAAUAGACGACAGUGCUAAAUUUCAGGACCAAUGCAAGAUGAGCACUGUGAAAGUGAGAAAACCAGAGAGAAAACCAUUGGUUGCACAAGCAAAAAGUACUAUAUAUGAUCCUCAGCACAUCACAACCACUGCAUCUCAUAACUCCAUUAAGAGGAAGAAGAAUGUUAAAGCUGACAAGUCCAUCAAGAGUACCCCCAUUGCUACAGUUGACAACAUAGAACACAAGGAUGAAAAUAUAGAAAUGGUGCAGGCAGUAGAUAAAGACACAGAUAUAGCCAUAUCCGAAGUUACAUUCUCAGAAGAGCUUCAGUUAGAAAAAGGGGCUAAUAUCUUUGAGGAUCUUGUCACCGAUAAUGCUGUCAAUGGUGAAAGUGUCCCUUGUGAAUCUAGCGUUCUAUCAACCUAUUGUCUCGGUGACAUCAAAUUAGUGGAGCAGAUUAACUGUAACAUCAAUCUAGACUUCGCUGAGAAUGAAAACUUAGACUCCGGAGCCACUACAAGGCAUUUACUGUUGAGCAGUGAAUCGUUCCUCUGUCAGUGCGAGGAGCUUUUUGAAACAGAUGUGUGGGAACUAACUGUAUGGCAGACAACUAGUGUAGAUCAUGAAAUUGCUCAUAGAUCACUCUUACUUGAUUGUGCUAAUGAGUUAUUAGAAAAUAAAAGGUCCCAAUGUGCACUGGCAGUUAAUCCGUUAUCACUGAAGGCCAUUAAGAUGAGAAAAUAUUAUGUAUCCUUUGACAAGUUGAUGAAUGAAAUUUGUGAUGGGAUUGAAGUUCUGCGAUGUUACAAUAAGGUGGCUGGCAAGAACCUUUCAGCUGAUGCUCUUUAUCCACUGCUAGAAAGAGAUCUAUGGUGCAAGGGGGUGGUCGGCAAUGCAUGGGAUCUGGCUUGGAGAACUGGAUUAUCUAACAAUGAAGUUGAACAAGUGGUAACUGACAUUGAGAAGUAUCUUUUAGCUGCAUUUAUCGAUGAUUUGUUGACCGACUUCAUGCUAUAGCACUAGUACAUAUUCAGGUGGGCGAUUUAGGAACUUGACUUAUAUAAUCUGUGAAGUUGGAGAAACUUUAAAG
Molecule: messenger RNA, 2773 nt
Organism: Solanum verrucosum
Lineage: Eukaryota; Viridiplantae; Streptophyta; Magnoliopsida; Solanales; Solanaceae
Exons: 3
Coding region: 1-2700 (899 amino acids)
Source: RefSeq, a predicted model, not a curated record